Cyclopterus lumpus (lumpfish) is the source of this 2136-nucleotide messenger RNA. Its product is annotated as E3 ubiquitin-protein ligase pellino homolog 1-like. The record is from RefSeq and is a predicted model, not a curated record. NCBI's taxonomy places the organism in Eukaryota, Metazoa, Chordata, Actinopteri, Perciformes, Cyclopteridae. Gene Ontology annotation, biological process: protein K48-linked ubiquitination; regulation of Toll signaling pathway. The transcript is spliced from 7 exons. Gene Ontology annotation, molecular function: protein binding; ubiquitin protein ligase activity. The coding region runs from base 325 to 1608 and encodes 427 amino acids.
UUUACCGUCCGGUCUAGUUUUAGACGGAAGCCGAAUCUCCGUGACUUUUUUUUUUUCUUCUGCUCAAUUUAACGGAGUCCACCGUGCAGCUGAACAACUCGUUAAAACUACCGGUUGGACACCGAACUACCGUUCAGCGAACUGCUCGGAGACGGUUGACACCGUGGACCACCGGAACGGACUUCCGGGAAGACAGAAAACGCUUUCGCACGAGCGGCUAUACUUUGGUGAUGUGUGAGCAGCACUGAUGGAGACGUUCUGAGGGUGACGGUGCUCCUCCUCCUCCUCCUCCUCCUCCUCCUCCUCCUCCUGAAGGCCGCCCAGAUGUUCUCUCUCGGUCAGGAAAACAUCUCCACCUCCCCUGCUUCCACCAAAGGGCCGGUGAAAUAUGGAGAGCUCAUUGUGCUCGGGUGCAACGGCUCCCUGCCCAGCGGCGACAAGGGGAGGAGGAAAAGCCGCUUCGCUCUGUGUCGCAGGAACAAAGCCAACGGCGUGAAAGCGAGCACCGUCCACCCGUCCUGCACGCCGCAGGCCGCCAAGGCCGUCAGCAACAAGGAGCAGCACAGUAUUUCAUACACUCUGUCCCGGGCACAGACGGUGGUGGUGGAGUACACCCACGACGGCCUUACAGACAUGUUCCAGAUCGGUCGCUCCACAGAGACUCCCAUCGACUUCGUGGUGACGGACACGCUGCCCGGGGGUCACGCCCACGCCGACGGCCAAACGGCCCAGAGCACCAUCUCCCGCUUCGCCUGCCGCGUCAUCUGCCAGAGGAACCCGCCGUACGCCGCGCGCAUCUACGCCGCGGGCUUCGACUCCUCCAAGAACAUCUUCCUCGGGGAGAAAGCGGCCAAGUGGCGGACGCAGGACGGUCAGAUGGACGGGCUGACCACCAACGGCGUGCUGGUGAUGCGCCCGCGCCACGGCUUCAGCCAGGGCUCCACACCCGGCCUGUGGAGGGAGAUGUCCGUCUGCGGCAACGUCUUCACGCUGCGGGAAACCAGGUCGUCUCAGCAGAGGGGCAAGAUGGUGGACCCUGAGUCCAACGAGCUGGUGGACGGGUCCCUCGUGGACCUCUGCGGCGCCACCCUGCUGUGGCGGACGGCCGAGGGCCUGGCGCACACGCCCACCGUCAAGCACCUGGAGGCGCUGCGGCAGGAGCUGAACGCCGGGCGGCCGCAGUGCCCCGUGGGCUUCAACACGCUGGCGUUCCCCAGCAUGCGCCGCAGAGACGUGGUGGACGAGAGGCAGCCCUGGGCCUACCUGCGCUGCGGCCACGUGCACGGCUACCACGGCUGGGGCGGGCGCCGCCACCCCGAGGCGGAGGCGGAGUGCCCGGAGAGAGAGUGCCCCAUGUGCCGGACGCGGGGCCCUUACAAGCCGCUGUGGCUGGGCUGCGAGGCGGGCUUCUGCGUGGACGCCGAGCCCCCCAGCCACGCCUUCGUGCCCUGCGGCCACGUCGGCUCGGAGAAGACGACGGCCUUCUGGAGUCGGAUCCCGCUGCCGCACAGCACGCACACCUUCCACGCCGCGUGCCCGUUCUGCAUCGAGCCGCUGGGCGGAGAGUCCGGCUGCAUCCGGCUCAUCUUCCAAAGCCCGCUGGACUAGACGCCACAAAACCACAUCAGGGUGGACAAGAACUGUACGCUUUUUUUUUUUUUCGUAACUUAAUUUUGUAUAACUUAAUUUAACUUAAUGUUGACCAGUAUAGAUGCCAGAUGUUGGCUUUGCCUUACACCUUUUUUAUAAUUUAUUCCUUUUACCUCUUCAGUAAAGUGUUUUUGUAAAUUAAUGUCUCUCACUGCCUUAAAACUGGAUUUCACUGUGACCCACUUCCUGUUUUUAAAAGCAGAAUAUUUAUGAAAACCGUAAAAAAAUUAAAAAAAUACACUUGAACUUUUUCGUGAUGCAGCGAAUGCAGAUUAACUGUAUUUUAUGACCUUUUUUAAUACUUUUUUAUCACGACUUUACAAAAAUAUAUUCUUUGGGAAAUAUUUUACGGCGCUGUCUUGUAAUUUUGAAAAACGUCCAACCUGAAUGUCACUUCCUAAACAAUAUGCAAAUGUGCUUCAGGCUUGAAUGACAAUAAACCAGCUUGAUUCGGUUGUCACAUGAGGAAGAAACUCUCAGUAAACA